AAAAAAGAAUCAAACGCCGCCAUGGUUGAGUGGACUGAGCAGGAGCGCAGCGUCGUCACCAGCAUCUUUGCCGGCCUGGACUAUGAAGACGUCGGCCCCAAGGCUCUGUGCAGGUGCCUGAUCGUUUACCCCUGGACUCAGAGGUAUUUCGGCACCUUCGGGAACCUCUACAACGCCGAAGCCAUCAAGAGCAACCAGAACAUCGCAGCCCACGGAGUCACGGUGCUGCACGGUCUGGACCGGGCUGUGAAGAACAUGGAUAACAUCAAGGCCACCUACGCCGAUCUGAGCGUCCUGCACUCAGAGAAGCUGCACGUCGACCCCGACAACUUCAGGCUGCUGGCUGACUGCCUGACCAUCGUUAUUGCAGCCAAAAUGGGAGCCGCUUUCACCCCAGAGACACAGGCCGCCUGGCAGAAGUUCCUGGCCGUGGUGGUGUCCGCUCUGGGCAGGCAGUACCACUAA
Molecule: messenger RNA, 465 nt
Organism: Xiphias gladius (swordfish)
Lineage: Eukaryota; Metazoa; Chordata; Actinopteri; Istiophoriformes; Xiphiidae
Product: hemoglobin subunit beta-2-like
Exons: 3
Coding region: 22-465 (147 amino acids)
Biological process (GO): oxygen transport; hydrogen peroxide catabolic process
Cellular component (GO): blood microparticle; hemoglobin complex; haptoglobin-hemoglobin complex
Molecular function (GO): haptoglobin binding; peroxidase activity; oxygen binding
Source: RefSeq, a predicted model, not a curated record